UUCUAUUUUCGAUUGAUAAGUAGAUUUGUGAAAAGUGUUAAUAUAAUUCUCGCAUUUGAUUCAUAAGCUGUAGUUUUACUAUCUGAAUGGAGCUGUCUGCACCUCCUUGUCUUCCAAAAUGUCCUUCAUCUCUGCUUCUGAAAUCUAGGGUUAGGGUUUUUCAGCGAACACCGAACCCAACAUGCUCACCUUUCCAAGCUUCAAUCUUUUCAGUCAAUCACCGCACUCUCACCUCAAAUGAUCCUCCAAGAAACAUCUCCUCCGCUGCUUUGGCGGGAAACAACACUUCAGCUACAACAGCUUUGCCAGUUGACUCAGAUGUUAGAAUUGGGGAGGUGAAAAGGGUCACCAAGGAGACCAACGUUUCAGUCAAAAUAAACUUGGAUGGUUCUGGGGUUGCUGAUAGUAGUACUGGAAUUCCCUUCCUCGAUCAUAUGCUUGAUCAACUUGCUUCACAUGGGCUAUUCGAUGUACAUGUAAAGGCUAUAGGUGAUAUACAUAUUGAUGAUCAUCACACAAAUGAAGAUGUUGCACUUACUAUUGGAACGGCUUUGCUGCAGGCUCUUGGUGAUAGGAAGGGUAUUAACCGGUUUGGUGACUUCUCUGCUCCACUUGAUGAAGCAUUAAUACACGUUUCAUUGGAUUUAUCUGGGCGACCACAUCUAAAUUAUAAUUUGGACAUACCCACUCAGAGGGUUGGGACAUAUGACACUCAGUUGGUGGAGCAUUUUUUCCAGUCAUUAGUGAACACAUCUGGUAUGACACUUCACAUUCGGCAGCUUGCUGGAGAAAAUUCCCAUCAUAUAAUUGAGGCAACAUUCAAAGCAUUUGCAAGGGCUCUUCGACAAGCAACAGAGUAUGAUCCACGUCGCCGUGGAACUGUACCAAGUUCAAAAGGGGUUCUGUCACGUAGUUAAUAUCUUCAGCCGGUGUGCAUAAUUCGAUUGAGCGACGAAUAGAAGUGGACCUCCAUAGUUUUCCAAGUGUAUGCAUCCAUAAUGAUUAUUACUUCGGGCUCCACAAUGCUAGUCCUUAGAUGCCGUGUGAUGAUAAAUGCCGGUGCUGUGGGCCUGUUACUGUAUAGUAGUUACUGGCUUCUGUAACCAAUAUUGUUGUAGGUACAUUUAUUCUGGAAGUAAAAAUUAUUUUAGUGCUUUUUUUUUUUUUUACGUUCUUUUUUCUUUUAAAAAAUAAGUGGAAUAUACUUUGUUUUUUGUUUGGAUGGUUCAG
Messenger RNA from Gastrolobium bilobum, 1230 nucleotides. RefSeq names its product imidazoleglycerol-phosphate dehydratase, chloroplastic-like. Bases 87 to 917 code for a protein of 276 amino acids. The transcript is spliced from 8 exons. The record is from RefSeq and is a predicted model, not a curated record. Gene Ontology annotation, molecular function: imidazoleglycerol-phosphate dehydratase activity. Gene Ontology annotation, biological process: L-histidine biosynthetic process. Lineage: Eukaryota; Viridiplantae; Streptophyta; Magnoliopsida; Fabales; Fabaceae.